Molecule: messenger RNA, 1060 nt
Organism: Mugil cephalus (flathead mullet)
Lineage: Eukaryota; Metazoa; Chordata; Actinopteri; Mugiliformes; Mugilidae
Product: serine/threonine-protein kinase pim-3-like
Exons: 2
Coding region: 73-1041 (322 amino acids)
Biological process (GO): protein autophosphorylation; negative regulation of apoptotic process; regulation of mitotic cell cycle
Cellular component (GO): cytoplasm
Molecular function (GO): protein serine/threonine kinase activity; ATP binding
Source: RefSeq, a predicted model, not a curated record
GGCGACACUGCGCAGGAGCGUCCUCAAGCUCUGAGAGAAGCAACCUCUGAGUCUGAAGCCUCGGAAGGAGCCAUGGUGAAAGCGGCAAAGAGAAAAGUCUCCGAAACUGGAUAUAGGCCAUGCAAGAGGCAGAGGGUCUCUGAGCUGGACGACAGAGACGAGGACACUUCAUCCUCAAAGGGGACUGCUGAACCUAAGAAAAGAGGCACCAAGGAAUCCAGCGCCGUGAAAGCCAGCAGGCAGGAUUUUGAGUCUAAAUACCAACAGCUGAACGUGGUUGGUGAAGGAGGCCACGGAUCUGUCUAUGCUGGUUACAGGAGAGCAGAUAAUCUCCCUGUGGCGAUAAAACACAUUCCCAGGAACAAUGUCCUCUGUAAAGACAUCUCUAAGAAGACAAGGCUGCUCCCUCUUGAGGUGGCUGUCAUGAAAAAGCUAGCACGCGGCGCAGGCGGGAAAUCCGCAGCCAUCGCCCUGCUGGAUUAUUAUGAUCUGGACGAGAAGCUCAUCCUGAUCCUGGAACGUCCAGACCCCUGCGCCGACCUCUUUCAGUACAUUGAAGACAAAGGAGGGUCUCUGCCUGAGGAAGAGGCCAGGCUGGUCCUGAAGCAGCUGGUAGAGGCAGGCGUGGAGCUCGAAGAGAAAAACAUUUUCCACCGAGACAUUAAGCUGGAGAACAUUUUAAUGGCAACCGGUAGCGUUGUCCCACGCUUGAGACUGAUUGAUUUUGGCCUCAGCUGCUUCACAAAGAAGACGUCGCUGUUCACGAUCUUCUGUGGUACCGUUGCCCACAUUCUGCCAGAAUGGUACCAACGCCACACAUACAGGGCUGGCCCAUCGACAGUAUGGCAAGUGGGGGUUGUUCUGUACGAGAUGCUGCACACUCACAAUCGGUUCGAGACGAGAAAGUUCCUGAGGAACAAAGUUCGCAUCAGCAAGGAGCUGUCGCACGACUGCCGGGACGUUUUGCGUCAGUGCUUGGCUAUUGACCCGCUGCGUCGACCCUCACUGGAGCAGCUCCGGCUUCACCCGUGGCUUAACUGAGACAACUUUAUCUCCCUCU